Molecule: messenger RNA, 470 nt
Organism: Candidula unifasciata
Lineage: Eukaryota; Metazoa; Mollusca; Gastropoda; Stylommatophora; Geomitridae
Source: the annotation of a GenBank genome assembly
GUGUCUUCUGCCCUGAAACCAACGAUUCCCUGUACUGCUGGCCAGUGACCCCAGCAAACAAAACCAUCUACGUGCCCUGUUCUUACCUGCUGCCUAGUGCGCACUCCGAUUAUUCAGAUCGCUUUGCCUUCAGAACGUGUCUUAGCGAUGGCACUUGGCUGAACAACUGGACCAACUACAGCGCUUGCGUUGAUGUUCCCUUUUCCUUCAGUAACUCUUCGGAUGAUGACUCUCAUUCUACAGAGGUGCGACUGGUGCAUGUAUUAAAGGAUAUCAUGAUUAUCACCACAAGUAUGUCACUCGCCUUUCUGCUCAUCGCUUUGUUUAUAUUCUCAUAUUUCAGAUCAUUACAAUGCAGCCGGAACUCCAUUCACAAAAACUUGGUUGGGUCUUUCAUUUUCCGGUUUGUGUUGGUGAUGGUGCUACUUCAACCGCACAUCAUUGGUAUAGGACCGUCGUAUCGAGACUUG